GGUUAGGUAAGGUAUGUUGUAUGUACAUUUGCUUCCCUCCUUCCUACCGACGGACAAUUAAUCGUCGCCCAACUUUUUGUCCUACAGUAAGUACCAGAGUACCCGGCUCGACCCUGAUUAAUUCGUUCCCACUUACCAUUUUUACCUGCAAUCCCACCCCCUACCAUCUACCUAAAUACCUAAAUAAUAUCUACACGCACAUAAUCCCACCUAUCCUAUCCAACCUACAUCACUCUCCCCACCGCCCUCACCAUUAUAAGCAAAGCUUAUCACUAUAUUUGAUAACUACCACUACUACCAACUACUACCAACAAACACCAAUCGAACCAGAUUUAAAACCUGUAUUUGGUUACGGAUUUCCAGUCGAAUAUAAUAGAAAUCAACCAGCCUUAUUUAGGUGUAUUUACGUUGUGAAUAACUUGGACUUAAGGAUACCUGCCAGUGCCAACAAACAUCACUCACUAUCCACUCUUCGAAACGGCAACUUUUUCUUUUUUUUUUUCUGCUUUCUCCAUUUCUCCCCAUUCCUCGUUGAUCACCGUUUACUCUUUCCACCCUCAAUUCCAAGAGGCUGAACGUGAAAAUCUUGGUUGUCAAUUUGUUCAAGUCUAUGGUUGGUAGUUGGCGAAUAGGUCCAAGGCGAUUACUACUACUAAAGUGCCUCCAAUCUUGAUCUAAUUCGGACCCGAGUCCAACAUACCAAUUUUUUCUGAUUCUAGCAAACAA
Hypoxylon trugodes is the source of this 726-nucleotide messenger RNA. RefSeq lists its product as uncharacterized. The coding region runs from base 21 to 575 and encodes 184 amino acids. Lineage: Eukaryota; Fungi; Ascomycota; Sordariomycetes; Xylariales; Hypoxylaceae. The record is from RefSeq and is a predicted model, not a curated record. The transcript has a single exon.